AACAUCUGGGCGGUGUCUGUCUUUCCGCUUGUUUCCGACCCGAUUUUAGUGGACUGACUUUUAUUUUUUUAUUUUUCCUCUCCUUAUCCUCUUUGCUCCCCUUCUUAAAUUUCCCGAAACAAUAGUGACCUUAGACAUUGUCUGAAGAUUUUUUUUACUCAUCUGCGCUUGCACCACCCUCCCAGUUCACCGGCAUCAGUCGGCCGUGAAUCUCGAUCCGUCGCGCGUGGCUCUCGUGUUUUUCUGUUUUUAUCUUCUUUUUAUAUUAAAAAAUAAUUUUUGGCAAAGUUAGAAAAGUGAAAGUGAAACAUUUUUUACCAUGAAAUGGUAAAAAUGGUACAUUCCCUGUAAUAGAAUGACAAUUCACUUUUUAUUAAUUUUGGGAAAAAGUUUAUGAAUACAUCAUUUGAAAAAAACACGUGGUCACACUUAAAAUACCUAUUCGGUUUAAAAAAAAACUUUAAACAUUUAUUUGAGAAAAUAUCUUUAUUUUUAAACUGCAUUGCAUUAGAAAUUAGAAUAUGUCUCGUCAUAAAAUUAAUGUUUUUUAUCUGCGCAAGAGGAGAAAAUUGAAUUUCAAAAGAAGAUAGCAGUAGGGAAUUUAUAACUAAAGGAAUAAAUAAACUGAAUUGAUUUCAAAUCAAGCUAAAUGAUUAAUUUUCAGAUGUGUGUUUUAUUAUCGCUGACGUAUAUUUAUUUUCCAUGGAAAAUAAAUCUAUUCUAUUUCUAUUACUACUGAAAUUUUUUCUAAUAAGAUGUAAAAUGGUAUUAAGUAAGACUAAAAUUUAUUUGUACUCUCGUUUGUACUACUAACUUUUGAAUACUAAAAUAGUACCGAUUUUAGGUAUUAAAAUAGAACCAAAAGGCAAAUUUAAGUGGGUAUUAAAUUAAUACCUUUCGUUUUACAGUGAACAGAAAAGUGAUGAAAUUCAAUUUUCAUGGAAUUACCAUAAAGAGCAUAAAUAAUAUAAAAAUGCGGGUUUUCCUUCAAUUGAGACGCAAAAGAACUAAGCGAUAAUAAACAAAUAUGGUUCCGACGUGGGAAUUUUUUAUUUGUAUUACAUUUGUCAUUACAAUUUCGAAUGGUUGGAGUGCAAACUUGAGAACAGGGCACGAGCAUUAUCGAAAUGAUAACAACAACAACAACAACAACAACAACAACAACAAGGAAUCAAUGCCAAAAUUAACGGUGGGCCUAAUUGUCCCGCAUACAAGUUUUGGUGCACGCGAAUACAAUCGUUCUAUUAGCAAAGCGGUGACGUCACUCUUCAAAAAUCGCAUCGGCCAAACGCGUAGAUAUGAUUUUUUGAAAAAAUAUGGAUUUUCACCACAUGAAGUGAGAACUAUAAUGAUGCGUCUUACUCCAAGCCCAACAGAUAUUCUGGAUUCUUUAUGUAAAGACUUUCUCAUGUUCAAUGUAUCUGCUAUCCUUUAUCUCAUGAACUAUGAACAAUAUGGGAGGAGCACGGCCAGCGCUCAAUACUUUUUACAACUGGCUGGAUACUUGGGAAUACCUGUGAUAGCUUGGAAUGCUGAUAAUUCGGGUCUCGAAAGGAGAGCCUCGCAGAGUAGUUUGCAGCUACAAUUGGCACCGUCACUCGAGCAUCAAACUGCCGCCAUGUUAAGUAUUUUGGAACGUUACAAGUGGCAUCAAUUUAGCAUUGUGACAUCGCAAAUCGCUGGUCAUGACGAUUUCAUUCAAGCAGUAAGAGAACGUAUUUCCGAUAUGCAAGAUACCUUCAAGUUCACUAUCUUAAAUGCCGUCCAGGUCACGAAGCCUCAUGAUCUUCUCGAACUAGUGAACAGUGAAUCAAGGGUAAUGCUUCUGUAUUCGACCCGUGAAGAAGCAGCACACAUACUCAAAGCGGCACGUGAUCUCAAAAUAACGGGGGAAAAUUACGUUUGGGUUGUUACUCAAAGCGUCAUUGAGAACCUACAAACACCACAUCAAUUCCCUGUUGGAAUGCUUGGCGUUCAUUUUAAUACGAGCAGUUCAAGUUUGGUGAACGAAAUAGCAACGGCUAUAAAAGUAUAUGCUUAUGGAGUAGAGGAUUUUGUGAACGACCCUGCAAACUCAAAUCUUGUUUUAAACACACGUCUGAGUUGUGAUGGUCCCGGGGAAUCAAGAUGGGACACUGGAGACCGGUUUUUCAAAUAUUUGAAAAACGUCUCAGUGGAGGGAGAUCCUGGCAAACCAAACAUCGAGUUCACGCAAGAUGGUGUUCUAAAAGCUGCAGAAUUAAAAAUAAUGAAUCUUCGUCCUGGAGUGAGCAAGCAACUUGUUUGGGAGGAGAUCGGAGCAUGGAAAUCAUGGGAAAAAGAGGGUUUAUAUAUAAAGGAUAUUGUGUGGCCGGGAAAUACGCAUACACCCCCUCAGGGUGUUCCCGAAAAAUUUUAUUUAAAAAUCACAUUUUUGGAAGAACCUCCUUACAUAAAUUUGGCACCUCCAGAUCCAGUGACUGGCAAGUGUUUGAUGGAUCGAGGAGUUCAUUGCCGUGUUGCUAAAGAAGCUGAUAUGGCUGAAAUGGACAUGCAAUCUGCUCAACGAAAUGAGAGCCUUUAUCAGUGUUGUAGUGGAUUUUGUAUUGAUUUACUUCAAAAAUUUUCCGAGGAAAUUGGUUUUACGUACGAACUUGUCAGAGUCGAGGACGGUAAAUGGGGCACUUUAGAGAAUGGAAAAUGGAAUGGACUCAUAGCUGACUUGGUGAAUCGAAAAACGGAUAUGGUGAUGACGUCUCUGAUGAUAAAUUCGGAUAGAGAAGCAGUAGUCGAUUUUACAGUGCCCUUUAUGGAAACGGGUAUAGCAAUUGUAGUUGGGAAAAGGACAGGCAUCAUUUCACCCACAGCAUUUUUAGAACCUUUUGACACGGCUUCCUGGAUGCUGGUUGGUUUCGUAGCCAUACAUUCUGCAACUUUUAUGAUUUUUUUCUUCGAGUGGCUCUCACCAUCCGGUUUCGACAUGAAGGUAAACCCUUCAGGCGCUGCCCGGAAACUGACAAAUCCACCACCUACUCAUCGAUUUUCAUUGUGUCGAAUCUAUUGGUUGGUUUGGGCCGUCCUUUUCCAAGCAGCCGUCCAUAUUGAUUCACCAAGGGGAUUUACCGCCAGGUUUAUGACAACUACAUGGGCAAUGUUUGCCGUGGUUUUUCUUGCCAUAUACACUGCCAACUUGGCGGCAUUCAUGAUAACAAGAGAAGAAUAUUACGACUUUUCAGGAGUGGACGAUGUUAGGCUUUCAAAGCCAUGGUCCCAUAAACCUAUGUUCAAAUUUGGCACUGUCCCUUUUACUCAUACAGAGAGCGCUCUCUCGAAAUACUUUAAAGAGAUGCACUCUUACAUGUCACUUUUCAAUAGGUCAAGUGUUGCCAAAGGCAUCGAAUCUGUGGAUAAUAGGGAAUUGGAUGCCUUCUUUUAUGAUGGUACCGUGCUCGAUUAUCUCGUGGCACAGGAUCAAGACUGUCGUCUUCUAACUGUUGGUUCUUGGUACGCGAUGACCGGAUAUGGUCUUGCUUUUCCCAGAAAUUCCAAAUAUCUGCAAAUGUUUAAUAAACGUUUGUUGGAUUAUCGAGAUAAUGGUGAUUUGGAGAGACUCAGGAGGUAUUGGAUGACAGGUACAUGUAAGCCAGAUAAAGAAGUUCAAAAAAGCAGUGAUCCUUUGGCUCUGGAGCAAUUUUUAAGUGCAUUCCUAAUGCUCAUGUUCGGCUUUUUCGUUGCCGCUGUAUUAUUAUUGCUCGAAUAUUUAUAUUUUAAGUACAUUAGACAUCAUCUCGCAAAAAGUGAUCGAGGCGGAUGUUGUGCUUUACUCAGUCUGAGUAUGGGCAAGUCGCUGACCUUUCGUGGCGCUGUUUAUGAAGCCCAAGACAUUCUCAAGCAUCAUCGAUGUAGAGACCCUAUUUGUGAUACUCAUUUGUGGAAAGUCCGACAUGAACUAGACAUGGCAAGGCUUAGGAUACGCCAGCUAGAAAAGGAUCUUGAAGUGCACGGGAUUAAACCAUCCCAAGCCAAGAGGAAAACCGGAAGUCUCAGCUGGUGGCGAGGAUGCUUGCAAACCUCGGAAUACCCAUCACAUGCCGAAUCACUAACAGUCGAAGCACCACAUCCGUUACCCCCAUAUUUUGAUUCGUUUGUCGACGCUGUUGAAGUAUCUAAACCGAGGGACAUGACCAAAACGACCAUUGUAAACACAGAAUACGAUGAACGUUUUUUACCUACUGAAAUUUACAGAUUUCCAGACGAAGACACGACAAUUACUGAAAUCGCGGAAAUUGAAACUGUUCUGUGAUGCUGGAGUCUGGCUUUUGACAGUUUCCGUUGAAAACAUAAGAAACGUUUUAUGAGUUCUUCUUUGAAACUGAUUUCUGAUAAGAAAUUCAUCGCUUCAAUGGAAAUUUAAAACAAACAUAAAAUGUACCUCACUUAAAUUAUAUAUUGCGAGGAACAUUUUUUUCAAGUAUGUACCUUUAAUUCAAGAAAAAAUUUCUACGGAACACCGAUUUGCAACAUCGAGCAGCCAUUUUCAUAUUUGGCUAUAUUAUUAAUUAUAUACGUAAAUACUGUGUAUGAAUGUUUUAUUAAUGUUUCAAAAUAUUAAUUCUCUGACAUCCAUUGCAUUAUAAAAAUUUCGAUUAGAAUUGCGAUGGCAAAAGGUUAUCAAGAAAAAUAUGAUAUAAUUCAGUGCCUCCACUCAUUCCUAAAAAAAUGUGCAUUUCAUUAUAGAAUCAUCAUUUUAUAAAAGUAAUCAGUAAGCAUUUCUUUUCAUGUUCAUUUUCAGUUAUUAAAAACAAAAGGUUUUUAAAUAAGGAUAUGAAAAGAUAAAUUUUAUAACUGCCAGGGGGAGCGAAAAUUUCUAACAAUUAAUUAAUUAUUAAGUUAAUAUUUUUUGAGAAAAUUAUUUGAAAACUUAUAUUUUAGCUAUAUAUAGAUGUAUUAAUAAUACAAUCAACAAUAAAAUUGAAUAGUUCUGUUGAAAAAAGAGAAUCAAUAGUAAGAAAUCAAAUUUUUUGAAAUGUUCAGAAAAGAGAAAGAUAAUUAAUAUGUUAAAUAUUGGUGGCUAAAAUUGAUGUGUACCAUACUAAAUAAAUAUUAAAUUUAAAUCUAUGUUGGAUAAAGAUCACACAGUAAUAUACAUAUUAUACUGAGAAAAAAAUAAAUAAAUAUAUUUAAUAUACUAAAAUAAAUAUACAUAUAAUAAAAAAAUAUCUUGGUCAACAGUCAGAUAUUCUAAAUGAUACUUUGCAAGGUGAAUCUGCUCAAAACGUAGAGAAGAGAUUAACAGUUGACAUUAAAGAUCUAUUCAGCUGAUACAAUUUUUCCUUUGCAAUUUUUUUCGUUUUUAAAUUUUUAAAAAAAAUUUUCCUCUCCCCCCAGUUUUUUUUCGUUUUUUUAAAUAUUGCAAAAAAUUUUCUCUAUAAAAAAGACUUUCCGCCUCUCAAAAUUCUUUUUUUUAUUCUUUUCUCCUUGCAAAAACUUCCCCUUCUCUCCAUGAAGUUUCUCACCCUACCACUGAUGCACCUACCUUAGUUAAUUUAAAAUUUUUAAUCGAAAAUUCUUUUUUUUAAAUAACUAAAACAAAAAUGGGAAAAUUGUGUCUCCUGAGUGAACUUAUAUUUAUCGUAUGCCGUUCAAUUCUAUUGGAAAAAGUGUUUUUCUUAUUGAAACGGUACUCGAUUUAAUUCGAAUUUACUUGUCAAGGAGAAAUAUUUCUCCAAUGGGGAAAAUACGUUGGUAGUCUUAAUGAGAUAUUAUGUGAAAUAUUAUUUAUAAGUGGUUAGCUAUUAAAAACUAAAACAGUUUAAGACAUAGUACCUCAAAUUUUAAUGUAAUAAAACUAAGUGGCUGGUGAUUAAUCAUUAAACAAUACUCAGUUAAUUAUCACCGAGUAAUAAAGAAGACUGCAGAUUUGCGAGCUUAAAAAAAUUUCUGUAAAAAUAUCCAUUUUUGAGUACACAAAAAAUAUAUACUUCUUUUUGAUAAUUAAAUCAAUUAAUUUGAAAAGAUUUGUUCUUUCUACUUUUCUUAAAUUCAAUAUUUUAUCGUAUAUUUCUUGUUUCAUUAUUUUUUAUAUUUGACUUAAUUAUAUGAUUAUUUUAUUUCAUAAUUCUUGAUUUUCAUUUUUUUUUCUGUUUCUUUUAAGGGACGUUUCAAGUCAACCGUCCCAGAGCUCUGUCCAAAAUUCUAAUCUAUAAAAAUAAACAUGCAAUAGAUUAAAAUCCUCGGAAACUAAUACCCUUUUAAUAAAAACGUGGCAGAAUUCAAAAUUCAAAAUAGUGUAUUUAUGCUACCGCUUUAAAGAUGCUGUACUCGUGAAUGAGUAGCGAUCCCGAAACUUCAGAUUCGUAAUCAACAACCACCAAAACCCGCGGGCAACAAGUUUCAAGCGAAUUCAAUAAAUCUUUAAAAAUUCGUCCGCCAUAUUUGAUUCGCCUUUUUAAAAUUUAAAAAUUUUGAAAAUCUGACUUCGGAUUCGUAAUCAGCGACCCAAAAAACAUUAAAAUAUGUCAUGACUUAAUAUUUAUGCACUAUUUUUAGAAAGAAAUUAAUAUACGUAUACUCACUUUUUUUUGAAUACAGUAUCUUUAAAGCGGUACCAUAAAGACUCCAUUUUGAAUUUUCAAUUCUGACACGCGUUUCUGUUGAAAGGGAAUUAGUUUACGAGUAUUUUGAUCUAUUCCAUGUUUAUUUUUAUUGAUUAGAAUUUUGGAUAGAGCUCUGGACCGAUUGACGUGAAACGUCACAUAUAUAAGAAAAUUUUGUUUAUAAAAAACAGAAAAAAGGUACACUGAAACUUUAGAACCUCGCAUUUCUGAAAAUAGUUGGGUUUUAGCCCGAUCAGUUUUUGAAAUUUGUGUUUUAUUUUUCUAACAAAGAAUUUUAAAAAAGUGAAAGUUUUCAAAGGAGAAUCAUGAAGGUGUCUUGUAAAUAAAUAAAUAUAUAUAUAUAUAAUUAAAGGAAAAAUAUUAUAAAUUUAAACUGUAUCUCGUGUAUCAAGUAUUUCAAAAAUAAUAAUAAUAAUAAUUUAUUGUAAAAUUAUGGAAUUUUAUAUAUAUAUAAUGUUGAGAGAAAAGCAAAUGUCAAAUGAAAUAACUCUAAUGAAAUGCUUCCAAGAUUCACAAGAUUUGCAAAAAAAAAAAAAUAAUAACAUUUUAUUGAAUCAAACAAUUAAUAUAUGCAUGUCAGAGUAUGUUGUUAAGUCAGAACACGUUGUUAAUAUUGUUGUUAAAAAAACAUAAACGUUACAUUGUUAAGUCGAGUGCCGAAUACAAUUAUCCUAGAAUUUUCAAAGAAAAUAAGUUUUUAAACUACCAUAAUAUUAUUAUGUUUUUAAAUUUGAAAAAUAGAGGUAACAUUUUUCAAAAUGGAAAUAAAAAUGUAAUAAAUUGAAUAGGAAAAAUUAAUUUUUUUAUUUAAUACAAAAAUAAUUUUGUUUUCUUUAUAUAUUAAUUGAAAAUUAUUAUAAAUUUAUUAUUUUUAAAAAUUUAAUAUAAAAUUUCAUCCUAUACAAUAUAUUUUUGGAGAAUUAAUUAAGAAUUAUACAAUAUUAUGUAAAAUUAAGUAAAAUCUGUAUUAGUUCUCAUGUUCUUCGUAUUUCAAACUGACUUACCAGUUCUAUUAUUGAUAUAAUAUGAUGAAAAAUCAUCAAUCUCAUGCUAAAUAUGAUAAAACAGAUUUUUUAGUUAUGUUCGAAAAAUUUUAUUCACCUCUCAUAAACUUGAAUGGAUAAUGUUGAGAAUGGAAUAAAAAUUGGUCCACUGCAGGUAAAGCAGUUCUAAUCUUUCAUUUGUAUAUCUCAUCAUCCUCGGAUGCUGUACCGACUGCAAUCGCACUCUACAGUGCUAAGAAUUGACUCACUUAUCAAUUGUUGAUGUACAGUUUUGUUAAAAACGAACUUUUCAUUUUCGAUAGAGCUCUAAUUUAUUAAUUUAUGAGAAUCUAAAAUUUUUAAUACAUAUUUAUCAAUAAUAUUUUUUUAUAUGGAAUUCUAAUUUAUACUUAAAACUUGAGAUUUUUUAAAAUUAAUAAGAAAUUGCACUGAUUAAAAUUAAAAUCUCUAAUCAGUUACUUCUACAAUUCCACUAUUUUACUUUACAAACAUGUAUAUUUUUGAACAAGAACCCUCCAAUCAUAAAAUAUUUUUUUGAUUCUACUUACAUUUCUUUUUAUUAAAUUUAAAUCAACGGCUUUAAUAAUAAU
Leptopilina boulardi is the source of this 8190-nucleotide messenger RNA. RefSeq names its product glutamate receptor ionotropic, NMDA 2B (gene Nmdar2). Lineage: Eukaryota; Metazoa; Arthropoda; Insecta; Hymenoptera; Figitidae. The transcript is spliced from 18 exons. Gene Ontology annotation, molecular function: transmitter-gated monoatomic ion channel activity involved in regulation of postsynaptic membrane potential; NMDA glutamate receptor activity. Gene Ontology annotation, biological process: monoatomic ion transport; modulation of chemical synaptic transmission; synaptic transmission, glutamatergic. Bases 1028 to 4282 code for a protein of 1084 amino acids. Gene Ontology annotation, cellular component: plasma membrane; postsynaptic membrane. The record is from RefSeq and is a predicted model, not a curated record.